AUGCUUCUCUCCCAAGGCUACGCCAUGUUUUUGUGCUGGCAAUCAGGCAAUAUCCCACUCGAAGCCAUUUGGGGCAUCGGUGUUCCCUUGCUAUUUGGCGGAGGCAGGAGUGUUGCUAAAGCUAUGGUAUUUGCCAUCAUCGCGGAUAUUGUACCCGGAGACAAGCGAUCAACGUGGCUUCAGUGGGUUGUCGCAUCUGUUCUCGGCGCCCAGCUUGUUGGGCCUGUGUUAUCAGGAAAGCUUGUCCAGUCCUCAUCUAUAUGGGUGCCGCUCUUCUUAUCCUUGAGUUUGAUAUCUGCUGGUGGUUUUAUUCUCAUCGUAUUUACACCGGAGGCAUUGAAGCAAACACAGCCUUGGGUCGAUUGUAUCACAAGCAUUGAUCCGUAUACCUACGGUAUCGAGUUGGACAACCUCAACUUUGAGCUGCCCGAGAAAGCGUCAGCACUGGCCACAGCCAAGUCGAUAUUUUCCAGGCCUCUUUUCUGGCUUCUACCAGGUGCUGUCAUGACGAUGCCACUGGCUACCACACAAACAGAAAUCAUCAUCCGCUUGAUGCCGAUACAGUUCGACUGGCCCCUCCAUCGAUCUGUACUUAUUGCGUCUCUACAAAGCCUUGUCACGCUGCUCACCCUGUGCAUAUUACUACCUGUCAUCACUUACACAUGGACCAGAUUCUCUCGCUCGUCAGCUCAUUUCCGGUACUUCAUCCUGGCUCGUUCAAGUUCCCUUUUGUUUUUCGCCGGCUGUCUCUGCAUGAUGAUGGUCACAGAUGAAUCUUUUGUUAUUGCCGGUCUGACCAUCGCGGCUCUCGGCUCUGGUCUACCUACGCUGUGCCGCGCAAUGCUAGUUGGAAUGGUAGACAAAGGACGUACUGGGACUCUAUUUAGAAUGCUGGCAGUUGGAGAGAUCUUGUGGUUCCUCAUCUUUGAGACAAGCAUGGGGGCAUUGUUUGGGCUUGGCUUGAGGUCGUGGAUUGGGCUGCCGUUUUGUCUGGCAAUAGCCGCCGCUUUCUUGAUAGCUCUGACAGCUUCACUGGCCCCGGCGAGGUUGCUGACGGCUGGUGAUACACAAAUAUGCAUGGUGUGGAGUGAAAUCGUGCUUAUAUCAGUGUACAAGAAUAAAUUCAAAAGCCACAAGAAUUCCCAACACUGCACAUGUGGUUACCCUGGAACGUCUCACAACACAACAUUCACAUGCGUCUUGUCCUGUUGCUGA
Fusarium venenatum is the source of this 1215-nucleotide messenger RNA. RefSeq lists its product as uncharacterized. Gene Ontology annotation, molecular function: transmembrane transporter activity. The record is from RefSeq and is a predicted model, not a curated record. NCBI's taxonomy places the organism in Eukaryota, Fungi, Ascomycota, Sordariomycetes, Hypocreales, Nectriaceae. Gene Ontology annotation, biological process: transmembrane transport. Gene Ontology annotation, cellular component: membrane.